Molecule: messenger RNA, 1145 nt
Organism: Pseudophryne corroboree (corroboree frog)
Lineage: Eukaryota; Metazoa; Chordata; Amphibia; Anura; Myobatrachidae
Exons: 3
Biological process (GO): antigen processing and presentation of peptide antigen via MHC class II; immune response; protein polyubiquitination
Cellular component (GO): cytoplasm; lysosome; early endosome membrane
Molecular function (GO): ubiquitin protein ligase activity; MHC protein binding; zinc ion binding
Source: RefSeq, a predicted model, not a curated record
AGCUGUUCCUAGGUACACUUAUACUGCAGAAAGUAAGUCUUUGGUUGAAAUCAUUUUAUUUUUGUAUUUUGCAGGCAGGAAGUCCUACUUCAGUUACUGCACCAAAUAGCUUUCCUAGGACAUCAGUGACACCUUCCAGCCAAGAUAUUUGCAGUUCCAGUGCUGUAUUUUCUGAAUGUUGUCAUCAAAGUCCAUUGCAGUCUGCAGUUGUGUUGAAAACCCCCAAAUUCCAGAGUUCUUGGACACCAGGGACCACUGUGACCAUAAUCUGUCAAGAUGGCUUCUCAAAGGACACAGCCAGCAUCCUCAAGUCGUCUAAGGCAAAAUCAGUCUUACCUUUCUCAAAAUCACUGAAUGAUGUGGACCAAAAAAUGUCAGAUACGUCUGGGAACUGUGAUUUUGUGGAACGAACUAGCUCGGAAGGGAAAUUGCUUUCAGCUGAAGAGCAUUCAUUUGCAAAGAACAAAUUUCAGUUCCUAGAAAAUGGAACUCCGUUUACUGAUCCUAUCUCUUUAAACAAUUCUAAUGUUGUUCGUGGACAAUCUGUGUCAUCCAAUCCACUGAAAGUCCCUUAUCGGGACACUAGUCUUGGAUCUGUAUGUAUACCUCUUAUGGAUGAUAAGGCAGACAGUGAUUCAUCAAAAAGCAAAACCCUUCUCCACUAUAUAUUCUCUUUUUCUCCAAGUUCCAGUGUCCAUAGCCUACACAGAUUCCAGGAACUUGAUGGCUACUCUAGAAGUCUCCAUGCUGGCACGUCUUCUAGUUUGCUUUUGGGAAGCACCGAUUUCUGUUCUGAUUACAUUGCGGACGAUGAUGUGUUUGAGGACAAUAUAGCUGUCCCUGAAGAUGCACGGGAACAGAGAGCUCCACUUUGUUCUGUGGAGGACAGUGAUCUUGAAUGUCCUUACCCCUCAAAAAUAUUUCCCCCUGCCUCCCCUGUGUCUACAUCUGGGGACUUAUGCAGGAUAUGUCACUGUGAAGGUGAUGAUGAAAGUCCUUUGAUAACACCCUGUCACUGUACAGGAAGCCUUCACUUUGUGCACCAGGCUUGCCUCCAGCAAUGGAUCAAGAGCUCGGAUACACGAUGCUGUGAACUUUGCAAAUUUGAGUUCAUUAUGGAAACCAAAUUAAAGCCUUUAAGAAAA